Durotheca rogersii is the source of this 1203-nucleotide messenger RNA. RefSeq names its product Yip1 domain-containing protein. The transcript has 3 exons. Gene Ontology annotation, biological process: vesicle-mediated transport. Gene Ontology annotation, molecular function: small GTPase binding. The coding region runs from base 140 to 1075 and encodes 311 amino acids. NCBI's taxonomy places the organism in Eukaryota, Fungi, Ascomycota, Sordariomycetes, Xylariales, Xylariaceae. Gene Ontology annotation, cellular component: Golgi apparatus; membrane. The record is from RefSeq and is a predicted model, not a curated record.
GCGCCUGCGAUAUUGUUUGCAAAAGGAGGGGAGGGAAAAGAACAGACUUGUCUGCUGCCCAGGAGAGGUCCUCUGGAGGGGCUAGAAAGGGGGAGCGCACUUGCGAGCGUGAAGGGAGAAGACCAGAGAGGGAGAGAAGAUGUCGAACGCGGGCUACGAUGCCGUCGUGGACAUCGACGAUGAGGGCGACCUCGGACACACGGACCUCCAGGAGGACCUCGAAUUCCACAACUCCAACUUCAGCGAGACCCAGGGCCUGACUGGCAGCAGCCGUAAGGGAGGGGCUGGCGGCGGCAGCGGUGGCAGCGGGCUUCCACCCCCGGCCACCGCGGGGUCGGGAGGCGGCGGCGGCGGCGGCUCGUCCAAGCGAUACCUGUGGACGCUGAGCUUCUACGCGCAAUUCUUCGACGUCGAUACGUCGUCGGUGCUGGCGCGGUGCUGGGCCGCGCUGUACCCGCGCGCCAACUUCCUCGACGUGCUCGAGGGCAACCCGGACCUGUACGGCCCUUUCUGGAUCGCCACCACCGUCGUGCUCAUCCUCUUCCUCGGCGGCACCAUCAGCCAGUACCUCGCCAGUACGGGCCAGGGCCCAUUCGCGUACGACUUCGGAUUGCUCAGCGGUGCCGCCGGCCUCAUCUACGGGUACACGUUGGUCAUCCCGGUGGCGCUGUUCGGUGCGCUGCGAUACUUCGGGUCGGAGUCGGCGAACCUGCUCGAGUGCUGGGCGCUGUACGGGUACGCAAACCUGAUCUGGGUGCCGGUGGCGAUGAUCAGCUGGUCGCCCGUCGUGGUCCUCAACUGGAUCGCCGUCGGCCUCGGGUUCGGCCUCUCUGCCGCCUUCCUGCUGCGCAACCUAUACCCCGUGCUCAGCGCGACCGACCGCCAGACCAGCAAGGUGCUGAUCGUUGUGGUCGUCGCCCUCCACGCCGGCCUCUCCUUCGCCAUCAAGAUCCUAUUCUUUGCCGCCGGCAGCCCCGUCGCCACGCCGGCUCCCGGAGGAGGAGACCCUGUCGACCAGCCACCCCCGGCCGAUGGUGGCAAUGGCGCGGCUGCGCUGAGGGCUUUCUUGUUCUAAGUAUGAGAGGCAGUUAUGGAGGGGCGGGGGGGAACAAAAACCAACGGUGUGCUUGUCAGGCUAUGCGAGAGCCGGGGAAGGAAGUGAAUAAGAAAGGGAUCAUGGUCGGAACUGUGUCUAAGCUGAAG